AUGGCCACAUCUGACUUGGGGGAGAUCUAUGACUUGAAUCAGAAUGUAUGGAUCUUUCAAGAUGAAAAUCUCUUUUCCGUUCCACGGAAGAAUGAUGUGGUUCCAGCCACUGUCAGUGUCAUGCCCUGCAAGUACGAGGUGUCUUCUGAUCGAAGCUUUCCCAUUUAUUUGGGAAUAAAGAAUCCAGAAAAGUGUCUGUCUUGUGAAGAGAUUGAAGGGACGCCCACACUGCAACUGGAGGAUAAGAAGAUCUUAGACCUGUACAAUGAACCUGAACCUGUGACGAACUUCCUCUUCUACCGAGACCAGGAUGGCAGGACCUGCACCUUUGAGUCAGUGGCCUUCCCUGGCUGGUUCAUCGCCUCCUCUGAUAAGGGCCAGCCCCUCUUCCUCACUUCCAACCCAGGGGGAACAGACAAUACUGCUUUUGUCUAUCAAGGCAAGAACUAA
Molecule: messenger RNA, 450 nt
Organism: Sorex araneus (European shrew)
Lineage: Eukaryota; Metazoa; Chordata; Mammalia; Eulipotyphla; Soricidae
Product: interleukin-36 gamma
Exons: 3
Coding region: 1-450 (149 amino acids)
Biological process (GO): cellular response to lipopolysaccharide; cytokine-mediated signaling pathway; inflammatory response to antigenic stimulus
Molecular function (GO): cytokine activity
Source: RefSeq, a predicted model, not a curated record